AUGGCUCUCAGUUUUAUCGGGAAACCGAUAUCUCUUAUUUCUCAUUCGGAUGUUCGCUACAGAGGAAUUCUGGCGGGCAUUGACCCGCAGGCAUCUACUAUUCAGCUCUCAAAUGUGUACUCUAUGGGAACUGAAGGACGGCGGCCUCCGAAUCAAUUCAUUGCCCCAGUUCAGGAUCCAUAUGCCUACAUCAUCUUCCGUGCUUCGGAAGUGAAGGAUCUUUCGGUGGACGAACCCUCUGCUGCUGCUGCUGCGCCCCCGCAGCACAACGUCCAUGACGAUCCCGCUGUUCUUGGGGCUGGCGGACCUGCUCCCAAACCUUACGCUCCUUACCCCAACCCCCAACUCCCUGCCAAUGGCGCACCGUCUCAACAACCUCAACCCCCUUACAAUGCCUCUCAACAGGGUCAACCUGCCCUCGCCCCUGUCCCUCAACAGAACCAACCCGCGCCCACCCAAACCGGACAGGCCCCCACAUCCCGCCCCGCCCAACAGAAUGCCAACACCCGCCGCCCCAACCCCGUACACACCGCUGCCGCCUCCCUGGAGACGGUCGAGCGCGCGCUGGGCGAUUUACGUGUAAGCGGUGGAGGCGCUCCGAACCAUAGCGCACCCCGUGGUGGCCGCCGUGGCGGUCAGCGUGCUGGUGGUGGAGGGCGCAUCGAGGGUGAGCUCAAGGUUCCUAAGACGGACUUCGACUUCCAGAGCAGCAACGCCAAGUUCGAGAAGCCCGCCCACUCCCCCGCUGGUACCAAGGCAAACACAGAAGAUGGCAAUGCUGAUGGAAGCGAGGCAGACGCCGGCGACAAAGCUCCAGAGAAGGAGGAACCGGCGUACAACCCGCAGAAGUCAUUCUUCGACUCGCUGUCGUCGUCUUCGGCCGGACCUGCAUCGGGGCCUGGUGGGCAAGGGCACCGCGGUGGAGGUGGAGGCAGGCGAGGUGGACCCGGUUCCGGUCGUAACAGGAGAGAGGAAGAGCGAGAGAAGAAUGUUGCUACGUUUGGCGAGCCCGGUGGUGUAGGCUUGCUUGGUCCCGGCAGCUACGUUGGCGGGUGGGGAGGAUAUGGUAGGCGAGGUGGCAGGCCUCGCCGAGGCGGAGGCGGAGGCGGUGGUCGCGGAGGAGCUAACGGACAAUCCGCAGUGCAAGCUCGUGUAUAA
This is a messenger RNA of Psilocybe cubensis, 1158 nucleotides long. RefSeq lists its product as uncharacterized. The transcript has 5 exons. Gene Ontology annotation, cellular component: P-body. Gene Ontology annotation, biological process: P-body assembly; cytoplasmic stress granule assembly. NCBI's taxonomy places the organism in Eukaryota, Fungi, Basidiomycota, Agaricomycetes, Agaricales, Agrocybaceae. The coding region runs from base 1 to 1158 and encodes 385 amino acids. The record is from RefSeq and is a predicted model, not a curated record. Gene Ontology annotation, molecular function: mRNA binding.